AACUUGGCUGGGCUGCGCGGGCGGCUGGUUCAGAGCUGCUUCGGGAACCGGAGAGAGUGGGUCGGUACCAGGACCGGAAGGCGGAGCCGGGCAGAGCACAUGGAAGGCUGAGCCGAAUUUCUCUGGUGAGCCGGCGUCCCUCUCAGCACCGAACUAGCCGCCUCUCGGCCUGCGCGCUUUGGUGGCGGUGGAAGAGAUCGCCGAGCGUUUGGGGGACAAAAGGAAGCCGGCAGCAUGUCCGAGGAGGCGCUUUUGAGCAUGGACGAGGGGACACUCCGGAAACUGCUGGAGGCCACGCUGGACCUGGCCGAGCGUCGGCAGAUCCGCUCCGCGAUCCGGGAGCUGCGGCGGCAGGAGCUGGAGCGCGAUGAGGAGGCGCUGGCGUCCAAGCGCUUCCGGACGGAGCGGCAGGAGAACAAGGAGAACCUGCUGCGUUCCCGGCGGCGGGAGGAGGAGGAGCGGCAGCAGAGGUCCUUGGAUGUUCUCUCCAGGAAGCUCGAGGCCAUGCAGGACGUGGAGCAGCUGACGACCCUGCUGCGAGGGGCCAGUGAAUAUGAAGAGCGCAAACUGAUCCGUGCCGCCAUCCGCAAACUGCGCGCUGAAGAAAUCGAGGCCGCCACCUUGGCAGGGAAGGGUUACUACAACCGGAGGAACACAAAGGAGGCUUUGGAGUCCAAGGGACAGGAAGACAGCUCUGCAGAUGCAAGUAACACAGAGGCACAGGAGGCAGCAGAGCGGGAGCUGAUCAGGGCCCAGAUCCGGGAGCUGCGGAGCCAUCAGCAGGGAGAGACGAAGCCGGCAGAGGUGCCAGCAGCCUGCUCAUCAGGGACAUUCCUGCUCCUGGACCCUGUCCCUCGCCAGCCUCCUUCGGAGUCAUCCUCGUUCCCGGAGAGCAGCUUGGACGCCGAGCCCGGCUCCCAGGGCCCCCAGGCCAGCUCCCACGAAAGUGAUUCCGGCUUGGCCUCUCCGCCCGCUGCCGAGGGGGAGCACGACCCAGCGGCGCUGGAGGGCAGCGAGGCAUUGGGGCCCCCUGAAGGAGCAGCCAUGCUGGGGUUGCCGGACGCCCCCGCCGCCGGAGGAGGUACCUGCGCAGGAGAGGGACCGUGCCCAAGGCUGCCCAGCGAGGAGAACGAGAACGAGAGGGGAGGCGCGCCUGAACCUGCUCCCUCUGCCACAGACACGGGGCAAGGCAAGAGCAGCGGCCCCCCGCCUGCUGCCCCCCAGCAUGUGCCUCAAGCCCUGGAGGAAGAAGCAAGCGCAGCAGGCGAGAAGGAAGACGCCCCUCUGCAGGUGACCCCCAGGAGCUCAGCGGCCACUGACACGGAGUGCUGUGAAGCCACAAGGCCUGCGCCGUUCCCAAAGACCAGCGCAGAUCCUCGCCCGGAGAAGCCCUGCCAGAGGUCCGGCUCCGUGUGGGAGCGCGCGCGCAAGUUCAGCUCGGAGCCCCGCGCCCAGGGGACUGCCUCGCCAGUGCCCCAGAAGGGGGAGGGCUCCGGCAGGGGCCCGCGCGCCCCGCAGCAGCAGCGGUUUCUGCAGCCCCCGCGCCCGGCGGACUCACCUGCUGGGGCCCCGAGCGGUGGCGGGACCGGCACCGGCACCGGCACCGGCCAUGCGCUGCAGGAGGGCGGCGGGCGCUGGGCAGGGCAGCCUCCACAGCCCUCUCCGGCCAAGGCUGGGGCUGGGCGGCCUCCGGAGGCGGGCGGUCCCCGGGGGCGGAGCCAGGGCAGCCAAUGGCCGGGCAGCCCGCUCGCCCCUGCCCGGCAGCCGCUUGAAAACGCCAAGGGCGGCCGUGCGGGUCCAGAGCAGCCCCACGCGCCGCCGAGCAGCGCCCCGCCGCCCCCGGCCCGCCCCCUGAGCCCCGACCCCACGGGCGCCAUGAAGACCCUGCUCACCAUCGAGAUCAAGGAUGGCCGCAGCCAGCCCGUGCGGAGCCGCGUCGUGGGCGCGCCCGGCAGCCAGCGGGCAGAGCUCACCCUGGGGCUGAGAAGUGCCCCAAUCCGCAUCACCACCAGCAGCACUGGCAGUGUUGGCACAACCAGCCAUGGCGGCGGCGGCGGGACCAGUGUCCUCAAGAUGGAUGCCGAGCGGCCGGAGCACCCCGAGGCGGGGGAAGUGGCGCUGCCGAACGGCACAGGGAAGGAGAGAGCCCAGGCCCAGGAGCUGCGCCAGCAAGGGCGCCGGAGCGCCGAAGACCUGGGCAAGAUCGAGGACGAGGAGGUGCUGGACAAGAUGCUGGAUCAGACCACAGACUUCGAGGAGCGGCGGUUGAUCCGGGCAGCCAUGCGGGAACUGCGCCAACGGAAGCGAGAGCAGCGGGAGAAGGAGCGCAGCCAGCUGCUGCAGGAGGCCAAGGCGAAGGAGGCCAGCCGCACCACGGAGACCACCUCCCGGCAGAGCGCCGUGUCGGCGGAUGGCUCAGCCGUCAGCACGGUCACGAAGACGCAGCGCCUCGUCCAGUCCAAUGACGGCAGCAAAACGUCCCGCAUGACGACGAUGGAGUCGAGCUACGUGAAGAGAGGGGGAAAUGGCAACACCUUCAUCCAGACCAAGUCCUCCUACAGCUCCUCGUCCUCCAAGAAAGUGGGCAGUGUCUUUGAGCGGGAGGACCAGAGCCCCGGGCGGUCCGGCAGCCUGGCCGCGCUGGAGAGGCGCCAGGCCGAGAAGAAGAAGGAGCUGCUGAAGGCGCAGAGCUCGCCCAAGGUGUCGGCUGCGCAGGCGCGCAAGGCCAUGAUUGAGAAGCUGGAGAAGGAGGCAGGCAGCCCUGCAAACCCUGCCGUGUCGCGGGUGGCCGUGCAGCGCUCCGCGAGCUUUGGCGUCCCCAACGCCAACAGCAUCAAGCAAAUGCUCUUGGACUGGUGCCGUGCCAAGACCCGUGGGUACGAGCAUGUCGACAUCCAGAACUUCUCCUCCAGCUGGAGUGACGGAAUGGCCUUCUGCGCCCUCGUCCACCACUUCUUCCCGGAGGCCUUCGAUUACGCACAGCUCUCACCGCAGGACCGGCGGCGCAACUUUGAGAUGGCCUUCUCCUCCGCAGAGACACGCGCAGAGUGCCCGCAGCUGCUGGACGUGGAGGACAUGGUCCGGAUGAGGGAGCCCGACUGGAAGUUGCUCGUGGACUGCGUGCCGCUGGUGGACGUGGAAGACAUGAUGAUCAUGGGGAAGCGUCCGGAUGCCAAGUGCGUCUUCACCUACGUGCAGUCCCUGUACAACCACCUGCGGCGCCAUGAGCUCCGGAUGCGGCAGCAGCACUUCUAGCCUUCCUCCCCGCCCUCCCGGGGCUGCAUCUUCUCCCAGGAGCCCCCCCCCCCGGAACAUCUGGCCUGGCCUUGGCGGGGGCGGCUUCACCCCCUUACCCCACGCCACCCCGCACUCCUCCCACCUCCCCUCUGGAAAGUCCCCGCUCGCGAGGGGGGCAGCACCCCCUGCUGCAGCAGGCUGGGCAGUUGGCAAUUCAGGCUUGCUCGAAGGGGGUGGCCAAGAGUGUGCCCCCAGGAGGAGGCCAGGCCCUCGGCCUCCUCUCUCCACACGUGCUUUUUGUAAGGUUGUUGCUGUUCUUGUUGUUUCCUGUAAGUUAUUCCUUUUUUAAGAAACGGCUCCUUGUCGCCGGCACAGAACUGCUCCUCCCUCCCCACCUGGCACGACAGAGGCGCCCAGCACGGCGCAGCGGGAUGUGUGAGGCUCAGCCGCCGCCUUGGCUCCCCCCACCUGGGGCUUCCAGGCAUGUUGGACCCCCCGGGUUGCAGCUCCACCCAUCGGGGGGCCCCGGUGGGGAAAGCAGUGCUGGACCGUGGGCACUCGGGAUGCUCUGCUGCGCUCGGUAUGAGCUUCCACCUGCUGUAGGUGGCCUUGGGGGCCUGAAGCUGCCUGGGGCGCGGCCACAGAGAAGGGGGCCAGCCAGCCGCAAGGGACAGGUGGACAGCCCAGGCAGCUCCCAGAGACACCUGCGCUUCUCCUGGCCGCGACUGCACCUGCCACGGAGGAAGCAUACAAAUAUUUUUGAGAUAAGGGGGGGGGGGCUCUUGGUGCCCAGGGCCAAUGAGUUUCUGACCACUGCUCCCAGGCUGGCGGCCACCUCUGCGGCCUCAGACAGUGGCCUUGUUUCUCAGCCCAGCUUGGCUGAUCGGCAGGCCUUGAACCUGUGACCUUCUGCAUGCAAAGUGCCAGUUUUGCGCCACGGCCGAGCCGUCCUUCCCUGGCCCCCUUGCAGGAGAGGCCCCCGCCUGGCCUCCCACAGAGGGGGGAGCUAGCCAGAUGCAGGCUGCACCCGUGGAGCUGCCCCGCCCCCCUUUGCGCACCGCGAGGGUGUCACGGCUGGGCCGGCAUGUGGCCCGGGCUUGAUUUAGCGGGGCAAUUCCUUUGCACCCUUGGCACUUUGCAGCCUGUGCCGCCUCCGGGCCACGAAAGGGAGCCGCUGGGGAGGCGGAGUGGUCCAGCGCCGAGGCCUGCAAUCCUCGUGGGUGCCAGGAGCUCGCCUGGGAGUGCGUAAGCCGGGGGGGUGCCCAGCCCGCACGGGCUGAACUGGCCUCCCUGGGUCUCGCUGAGGCUGCGAAAGCAGCAGGGGAAGGAGAGGACUGCUUCGAGCCAAACGCGCUCCUCGCUGCACAGGGAUGGUGAAAGGCGCAUUCUGCACGGACUCGGGGAUGCUCUUCCGGCACAUCGUUCCAGCAAACGCACUGCUCGUGCAUUGCCAUUGCCGGGCCCUGAACCCCCAGCGGGUCCCAGCGCAUUGCCCCUCUCGUGCACAGAGGGCACAGCAGGGCUUCUGCGCAUAGCUUGCGUGGCUGCCCCGGCCACCUGCCAGCGACCAUUCUGCUCCGCAUGCCCGGCUGCCGGGCACGGGCGACUUUUGUCCCCGGAGCAUGGCCGUCUUCCUCAGGGAUGCGCCAUUCCAUAGGGUCCCCAAGGGAGCAGGUGGGCAUGACUGGACUCUGGGGGGGGGGGGGUGCCCAGGCGAAGGGGUCGGUCUCCUUCCCGCACCGCUCGGCCACACGCUGGAUUUGUAACUGUUCUGACACCAAGCACAAGAGACUGUAUCGGCACCAGCACAACAAUAAAGUUUGGAUAGGCUG
This is a messenger RNA of Varanus komodoensis (Komodo dragon), 5069 nucleotides long. RefSeq names its product smoothelin (gene SMTN). The coding region runs from base 235 to 3255 and encodes 1006 amino acids. Gene Ontology annotation, molecular function: protein binding. Gene Ontology annotation, biological process: actin cytoskeleton organization. The record is from RefSeq and is a predicted model, not a curated record. Gene Ontology annotation, cellular component: microtubule organizing center; filamentous actin. NCBI's taxonomy places the organism in Eukaryota, Metazoa, Chordata, Lepidosauria, Squamata, Varanidae. The transcript is spliced from 22 exons.